Plodia interpunctella (Indianmeal moth) is the source of this 4639-nucleotide messenger RNA. Its product is annotated as influenza virus NS1A-binding protein homolog. The transcript is spliced from 11 exons. The coding region runs from base 233 to 2341 and encodes 702 amino acids. Lineage: Eukaryota; Metazoa; Arthropoda; Insecta; Lepidoptera; Pyralidae. The record is from RefSeq and is a predicted model, not a curated record. Gene Ontology annotation, molecular function: protein binding.
CUGUCAAUGUCAUAAUUACAAUACAAAGUUCAAUUUCAAAACAAGGUUUGUGUUAAGUGGUGGAGUCUCGUCGUGUCCGCAUUUAUCUGGCGAGCGAUUCGCGUGAUGAGUUUAAUUUGAUUAAAGUUGAAGGCGUUGUCGGUAUCGACGGGUGAGGGCGGCCAGUGUAGCAACGGCGGCGAACGGCGCAUCAGGUGCGGCCAAGCUGACGGCCGCAGAGCGGAGCGCCGACAUGAAGCCUCACGAAGAUUACCGCAACGGAGAUGUGGGCGGCGGCGACGACAGCGAGGGGGAGGAGGCGGCGUUGGCGCUGGAGGAGGAGCUGUCGUUCUGCGACGAGGGCGCGCCCGCGCGAGCUCUAGCGGCGCUCAACGCGCUGCGCAAGAGCCGGCAGCACUACGACGUGCUGCUGCUGGCCGGCGGCGCGGAGGUGCCGGCGCACGGCGCCGUGCUGGCGGCCGCCUCGCCCUACCUGCUGGAGACGCUGGCCUCGCCGGCGCCCGCGCCACCGCCGCAAGCCGCGCCCGCCUACAAGGUGGACGACGUCGAGCCCGAAGCGCUCAAAGAGCUCGUCGAGUACGCAUACACCGGCAAAGUGUGCGUGCGGUCGGUGUCGGCGGCUCGGCGGCUGUACGUGGCGGCGUGGCGGCUGCGGGUGGAGGCGGUGCGGGCAGCGCUGGCGGCGCGGCUGCUGCGGCGGCUGGCGCCAACCGACGCGCUGGCCGUGCGCGCGCUGCCCGACCUCUCGCCCGAACACCGGGCCACGCUCGACGACUACAUCGCGCAGAAUUUCGAGGAGCUAUGUUCGACGGGCGCCCUGGCCUCGCUCCCGGUGAUCCGCAUCGAGAUGUUGCGCGCCAGCAGCGCCGAGGGCGGGGAGGAGACGCCGCUGGCGGUGGCGGGCGCGGCGCUGGCCUGGCUGCGCGACCGCCAUGCCGCUAAUUUGGAGGAGCUAUGCUCGCGUUCGCACCUACUGUUCGUGGACGGCGGCGGGGAGCUGCGGGACUGCGGGGAGCUGCCGGAGCGCGGGGGCGACGCGCCCGAGCUGCAGCAGUACCGGCGCGAGGCCGCCGCGCGCGGCCGCGCUCCGCCCGCCGCCCGCGCGCCGCCGCUGCCCGCGCUCGAGCUCGGGGCCAGGACGGCGCGCGGCGGCGCGGACUGCGCGGUGCUGGCGGCGCGCCCGCUGGCGGGCACCACGCGCACCACGCGCGCGCUCAUCGCGCUGCGCGGCCGCCUCGCGCUCGCGCACGUCGCCUGGACCGACGCGGGCGAGGGCGUCGCCGUGGGCGGCGUGCUGGGCGGCGCGCGCGCCGAGCCCGCGGAGGGCGAGCGACGCGCGUGCCUGCCGCAGGCGCGCUGCGCGGCGGGCGCGGCGGCGCUGCGCGGGCGCCUGCUGGCGGCGGGCGGCUACGACCGCGCGCGCGUGCUGCAGGACGCCGCCGCCUACGACCCCGCCGCCAACGCCUGGGCCGCGCUGCCCAACAUGAGGAGCGCGCGCGCUAGGUUCCCGGCGGUCCGCCUGGGCGACGCGGUGUACAUCGUGGGCGGCAGCGAUGGACACACGGAGCUGGACUCCGUGGACGUGUUCCGGCCGGACGCCGGCGCCGGCGGCAGCUGGUCGCCGGUGCGCCGGCUGCCGCUCGCCGCCUCGCACGCCGCCGCCGCCGCGGACGAGGAGCGGGGGGAGCUGUAUGUGGUGGGGGGGUGGGCGGCGGGGAGGAGCCUCAAGCUGGUGCACAAGUACUCGCCCAAAGACGACGCUUGGACCGAGGCGCCGCCGCUCAAUACGGGUCGGUCGCAGUGCGCGAGCGUGUGGUGGGGCGAGGCGCUGUGGGUGCUGGGCGGCUGCGACGCGUGGCAUUGUCUGGCCAGCACGGAGCUGCUGCCGCGCGCGGGGCGCUGCUGGGGCGCCGGCCCGCCGCUGCCCACGCCGCGCCGCUCCAUGGGGGGCGCCGUGUGGCGGGGGCGCCUCGUCUCCGUCGGCGGCUCCGACGGCGCCGCCUCGUUGAGGAGCACCGAGUGGCUGCAGCCGGGCGGCGGCUGGCGCGCGGGCCCCGCUCUGCGCCGCGCGCGCGCCGCGCUGGCGCUGGCGGUGCUGGGCGACGUGCUCUACGCGGCCGGCGGCUUCGACGGCAAGGAGUUCCUGUGGUGCGUGGAGUGCCUGUACUCCCCCGACGGAGAGUGGAGCACCCUGUGUUCCCCUCCCCCGCCCGCCGCGCCCCUCUCGCCCUCCGCCCCGCACACCGCCGAUCCGCUCCUCGUCGAGAAGCAUGAAGGGAAAGAGAAUAAGGACCGUCAGAACGGCGUCGUGAGUGCGCCGCAGCGAGGCGCGGCGCUCUAGAGCUGCGGUCACGUGACGUACUGAGGAGAGGAGAUGCGCUUCACCACGAAAUUCAUUUCCUUGUGUUAUAGCGAAGAAGGCUCUAAAGCAUUAUUUUCUUUUAAAAAAUACACAUUGUGUAUUGUACGCUUUUGCGCUACGAUUGAAUAAUCGUUAGUUACUAUGAAAGGUAAUUUCGUUCCUAUUGUCUACGGGAAAAAUAUGCGAAAUGGGGCAAAAUGGUGUUUUUCUCAUUCGUCGUUUCUUGUCUUCUACCUUUAUGUAUUUUAAAGCGACGAUUAUUUUCCAGAAUACAUUUCUGGUUUAUGACAUAUGGUAUAGUACAAAGUGUAUCAUGCCGCGGCCCCCUCUCCUCCUCUCCCCCCUCGGUGACCCGAGGCUAGCACACAGCACUGAGAGAUAAUUUUUGUAGCUUCGAUGUGUGUUGUCUCCGAUCUCCUCCGCGACACGCAGCUGUGAGGAGGCUCGGCGGCUGGUCGAAGCGUAUCGGAGCCUAAUCUUUUCAUUGCGCAGUACAUGUCUCUGUGUAUUGCGCGGCACUUAUAUAAUAUUUACGUAUUUAAAUAGUAUUAGUAAAACAUCGGUAUUAGACAAUUUUAAAUUAAGUUCAAUAAAUGUUUAAUGAUUUAGAACAUUAUUUAAUAUAAAUGAUUAAGUUGAUACCUUUGAUUAAGGAUUGUUUUCUGAACUUAUGGAAAACUCCUUUUGAUGAUUUCAAAGAUCAUUACAUAAGGUUCAAUAAGAUUGAGCUACGAAUACGAUCAGCCGCCAUCGUGUAUCCGAUGCGGUCGUAGGCGGGUGAGGUUUCUUCUAUUUGUACUAAUAUUUAUACUAACUUUUAUAAGCAAUGUUCCAAAUUCACGAGACUAAUUUGACAGGAAACUUUUGAGAUGCAUUUUAUAACGAAAUUUAUUUAUGAUGAAUGCUUUAAAUGAUGAAAUUUCAAAUAAACUUUUAUACUAAAAUUUUUAACGUGAUUUGUAUAUGUUUAAUUUGGAUCGACAUAUCAUAUGCAACAUUAGUCCCUGGAUUUAGUAAAGAUGUGUGGGCGUGACUACGGCUGCAUCGCUGCCGGCGGAGUGGGCACACUGUCUUGUGUCUAAAGCGAGUCGAUCUGGAUCAAUAUAAACAAUUUAUCGGACUUUGUCAAUUAUAUGUAUGUAGAGGCCGUUGUCACUCGACAUUGUCGGUGCGGCGGCUCGCGGAGCCAGAGUCCGGUGCAUUGUCUCAAGUGUAACGACUUGUCCGUUGUCUACGAGAAGCGAGUGUGUCUGGAUUUAAUACAUUAAAUGGUUACUGGACGUUUUUAUGAUUUUAAACAACAUAAAUUCAUAUGAAAUAUUUCGGGUGACUUUGUUUCUUUGAAAUCGUAGUUAAUAAAAACGCCACGAUAAUUGUAAGUACAUUUGAAGUAAAACUUUUUAUGUUUUGCCACAGAACAGUGUGCUUGAUUUUAUCGAUAAUAGUGUACAGUGAAUGUUUAGGAUUAGCUUACGUUGACCGCUCCUGCUAGUGGGUACCUAUCGAAUAAGUUUAUCUCUGUCUAACUCUACCCGUCGAAAGAGACGCAGCACCCCUCCCUCGCAGACAGCAGGCAAGCUAAGGCCGCACAGGAAUUGCCGCGGAUCACCUACCUCAACAUUGUUCGCUCGCGCGACUAAUGCCUUUACUCGCAUUUGUAUUACAUUAUUGGAGUCUGUAUAUAUCGGCCUUUUGUAUGUGUAUUUUAGUGAAUUAAUGUUAGCGCUACGUCACGCGGUUAUAUGAGAGUAUAUUAUUAGAUACCGUAUUACACUAGAGCGGCGGCGGACGCGGGUUUCUGAUAAAGAAUACGGCCUUAGGAAAUUACAUUCGGCUGUUUUAUGCAUUUAUUUAUGUGGUCAUUCGUUUUCUUUAUUGCAUUCAAAUUUAUUUGCCUUCCAGGACCCACAGUGGGUUUCAAUUCAACAUGGAUAAAAGUUAUGAUGGCUUUGUUUUAAGUAAUUUUAAAAGUAAGUUUAUUUAUAUAUGUGUCGAGCGCACAGGCCGAGCGGUUUAGAUGUAUAUGACGCUGGUCGUCCAUGUUGUUCGGUAACAGGUGUGCAGCUGAUAUGUGGUGGUAGGAGGGUCGCGGCGCGUCUAACCUUCUGCAUCCUAUAACUCGGGCGCCACAAAGCAAUAACUAGCUCGUAAGUCCCGCUCGCCGCCUCUCUGCUGACGGUAUACUAUCGAUAGAAACUAUAAAAGACACUAAGUUAAGAGUCGUCCAGCCAUUCUAUUGUUUGUUUCUUUCAUUAAUUAAUAAACGUUUAGAUAAAA